Molecule: messenger RNA, 921 nt
Organism: Nannospalax galili (Upper Galilee mountains blind mole rat)
Lineage: Eukaryota; Metazoa; Chordata; Mammalia; Rodentia; Spalacidae
Product: olfactory receptor 2AK2-like
Biological process (GO): G protein-coupled receptor signaling pathway
Cellular component (GO): membrane
Molecular function (GO): olfactory receptor activity; G protein-coupled receptor activity
Source: RefSeq, a predicted model, not a curated record
AUGGAGACAGGAAAUCUCAGCCUGGGCGCAGAUUUCACCCUGGUGGGCCUUUUCCACUAUGGCCCCGCGGACACUCUGCUCUUUGCCGUCAUUGCCAUCCUCUUUGCAGUGGCUGUGAUGGGGAACGUCACGCUGGUCCACCUCAUCCGCCUGGACCGCAGACUCCACUCCCCCAUGUACUUCCUCCUCAGCCAACUCUCCAUCAUCGACAUGAUGUACAUCUCCACCACCGUGCCCAAGAUGGCGGCCAACUUCCUGUCCGGCUCCAGGACCAUUUCCUUUCUGGGCUGUGAGAUCCAAACCUUUGUGUUCUUGACCCUGGGUGCGUCUGAAGCCCUCCUGCUGGGCUUCAUGUCCUAUGACCGCUACAUAGCCGUCUGCCGGCCCCUGCACUACCCUGUGCUCAUGAGCAGGAAGGCCUGUGGCUGCAUGGUCACCUGCGCCUGGAGCAGCAGCUCCAUCAUCGCCCUGGUGCACACGCUCUAUGUGUUUCAGCUUCCGUUCUGCAGAUCUGCACACAUUAACCACUUUUUCUGUGAGAUUCCGUCUCUCCUGCCCCUGGUGUGUGAGGACACGUCCCAGUAUGAGCACACUGUCACCAUGAGUGGCCUUAUCUUUCUCCUGCUGCCCUUCCUGGCCAUUCUGGCUUCCUAUGCUCGGGUGCUGGUUGUCAUAUUCCACAUGGGCUCUGCGAAGGGGCAGACGAAAGCCUUGUCCACCUGCUCCUCCCACCUGACUGCCGCCGGCCUUUUCUAUACAACUGGUCUCUCCACCUACACCCAGCCACACUCCUUGCACUCUCCUGCCCGGGACAAAGUGGUCGCAGUCAUCUAUUCAAUCGUUACCCCUGUACUGAACCCGUUCAUCUACAGCCUACGAAACAAGGAGGUCCUGGGGGCUCUGAGGAGACAAAUGGGAUGA